GAUCUCUGCCUGAGCAGUUUAAACGACGCCCCAUUUUUGGAAACUCAAUCUUUUGUUUUUUUUUUAGUACAACUUGGAAUAAACAGCUGAUCUACGCGUCGACAUGUUCGCCGGGAUCCACAAACAGAUGCGACGGUUCCCAGCGCUGGUCCCCCUCUUUGCAUUCGUCUCCGGAGGUGGCGUGAUGGCUGUGAUUUAUCUGGCUCGCCUUGCUUUGAAAAACCCAGACGUCUGCUGGGAUCGCAAGAACAACCCAGAGCCCUGGAACAAGCUCAGUCCGAAUCAUCAGUACAAGUUUUACUCAGUCACCACCGACUACAGCCAGCUGAAGAAGGAACGUCCUGAUUUCUAAAAUCAUGUCUGCUGGCCCAAAGGCACAGUCAGCUGACCCGCACAGCUCCAUUUGAUCUUCUUUCUGUGGGAGAGGAUGCAGAAGCGAAACCCGCACAAACGUUCACAUUUGAGUUUUGUUGUGGCAUCCCAUUUACUUUUUUCUUUUUUGGUAUGUUUGUCAUUCUCCAUGGCUGUCAAUAAACUAAAGUAGUUUCUCCUUCGUACAA
Messenger RNA from Thalassophryne amazonica, 560 nucleotides. It is a transcript of the gene coxfa4a, whose product is annotated as NADH:ubiquinone oxidoreductase subunit A4, like. Lineage: Eukaryota; Metazoa; Chordata; Actinopteri; Batrachoidiformes; Batrachoididae. The coding region runs from base 104 to 352 and encodes 82 amino acids. The record is from RefSeq and is a predicted model, not a curated record. The transcript is spliced from 4 exons.